CAAAUUCAACACAUCUAUUCAUCCUCCUUUAUUUUCCUCUCAAAUGUCGGCUAUAAAAAGAAUAUCCGAACAAGCAUUAAACCAUUUAAGAAGAACUUAUACACCUUCAGAUUUCAAACCUAAAUUUAUGUACAAAAAUAUAUGGGGACGUAAAAGAUAUAUGCACCCAAAAGUAUCUUUACGUAAAUUGGCUGAUAUGAGAAAAAAUGCUGAAUGUUUAGGAAUAAAUACGGAGAGUAUUGGGCUUCCACCCAAGAAAGAAAAGAAACCUCCUAGAACUAAACCUCCUAAAGGUGCUAAACACGAAAGAAAUGCUCCGGAGAGGAAAGCGAAAAUACAGAAAGCUUUGGAAGAAAUGCCAAAAACUAUCGAAAAUUGGAGAAAGGGAAAACUUGAAGAAAAGGAAAAGAGCAAACCAUCAUUGCCUUUUUAAUUUAAUAGAUUAAAAAAUUAUCUUACACCAUUUUAUAUAUUUUGGAUCAAUAAUUAGAUGAUAAUGAUUACAAUAUUUAUUUUUUUAAAUUUAUUAUUUUGUAAAUAAAAUAAAAUUAUU
Rhizophagus irregularis DAOM 181602=DAOM 197198 is the source of this 553-nucleotide messenger RNA. RefSeq names its product mitochondrial 54S ribosomal protein mL59. Lineage: Eukaryota; Fungi; Glomeromycota; Glomeromycetes; Glomerales; Glomeraceae. Gene Ontology annotation, cellular component: mitochondrial large ribosomal subunit. The record is from RefSeq and is a predicted model, not a curated record. Gene Ontology annotation, molecular function: structural constituent of ribosome.